Ascoidea rubescens DSM 1968 is the source of this 1205-nucleotide messenger RNA. RefSeq names its product PQ-loop repeat-containing protein. Lineage: Eukaryota; Fungi; Ascomycota; Saccharomycetes; Ascoideales; Ascoideaceae. The transcript has a single exon. Gene Ontology annotation, biological process: basic amino acid transmembrane export from vacuole. The record is from RefSeq and is a predicted model, not a curated record. The coding region runs from base 163 to 1146 and encodes 327 amino acids. Gene Ontology annotation, cellular component: fungal-type vacuole membrane.
CUUGCACCAUAUUUAAGCGAAAAGAAGGGAUGACUAUAGCAGUAACAAAACUCUUAUAACUUUUUAGAUGUUUAAUAUACCGAAUUCAAAAAUCAAGCACAUAGACCUCAUAUACUGAUUUUUCAAAUUCUCCUAUACUAUAAUCAAACAAAUAAUAUAAUCAUGAUAGCUCCUCCUCCUCCUCAAUACCUAAGCGCUGAAACUGUCAGCAGCGUAACAGGCUCAAUAUCAAUAGCCUGUUGGAUUAUAGUAUUCGCUCCACAAAUUUAUGAAAAUUUUAUCCGACAAAGUGCUGAAGGAUUAUCCAUGUCCUUUAUUAUAUUAUGGUUGUUAGGUGAUGUAUUCAACGUUGUUGGUUCGAUUUUACAAAAUGUUUUGCCAACAAUGAUAAUAUUAGCAAUUUACUAUACCAUAGCCGAUUUAAUUUUAUUAUUUCAAUGUCUAAAAUAUAACAGAUUGAAUGAUCAAAGAAACCAGAAUUUAGCUUUACAAAAUGACACCUCCUCAAUUCAUUAUUCUCCCGUAAAUCCAAUAAACGACGAUGAAAACAUAAUACAAGAAGCGCUAAUGGAUAGUAUAUUAAUUGGAAAUAACAAAAUAAAUAAAACAAGAAAACUAUUUUACAAUUCCUUGAUGAUUUUCAUUGUUUUUCUCUCGGGAAUUUUAGGCUAUUUAGCAUCUGGUAAUAAACAUAAUGACAAUAAUAACAACGAUGAUAAUAACAAUAAUGAUAGCAAUAAUGGUGAAACCCAAAUCAACUUGCUUGGACAAAUAUUUGGUUAUCUAUGUUCAAUCUUAUACCUUGGUUCACGAAUUCCUCAGAUAUUAUUGAAUUUCAGAAGAAAAUCUUGUGAUGGAAUUUCGUUCAUGUUUUUCUUAUUCGCUUGUCUAGGUAAUUUAACCUACUGUAUAAGUAUUCUAAGUGUCAACAACUCAAUUAACUAUAUUAUAAUCAACCUAAGCUGGUUAAUAGGCAGUGCUGGUACUUUAUUAUUAGAUUUAAUUAUUUUUAUUCAAUUUUUUGUUUACUUUGAUGAAAAUGAAGCAGGAAUAGAAUUUGAAGAUGAAGACUACGAAGUCAAUCAGCAAGACAUUAAUAUUCAGCAAAUCGUUGCUAAUCAAACUCAAAUUUAUGGCAGUAUGUAGAACGUAUAGUAUAAUAAACUUGGUUUAACAACUAAUUUUAUAAAUCUAAAGUAAAAUGC